AUGGCCUCGCGAAAUCAGUUUGUCUUUGACGGCUUCGCCCCGCCUCGCUCGACCCUCCAGCGCUUCAUAUACAAUGCCUGCGACCCUAUCGCCAACCUCGAACCUAAUCUCGCAUUGAACCUCGAGAUCGUCGACCUGGUAAACUCGAAGAAGGGAAAUGCCCCGCGUGAAGCCGCAUUCACCAUUGUGCAGCUCAUCAACCACCGGAACCCAAACGUGUCCCUCUUGGCCUUGUCGCUACUCGAUAUCUGUGUCAAAAACUGCGGUUAUCCCUUCCACCUCCAAAUCAGCACCAAAGAAUUCCUCAACGAGCUCGUCCGACGAUUCCCUGAACGACCCCCGCUACGGCCGACUCGUGUGCAGAGCAAGAUCUUGGAAGCCAUUGAAGAAUGGCGCUCGACGAUAUGUCAAACAUCCAGGUACAAGGAGGAUUUGGGUUUUAUCCGAGAUAUGCACAGGCUUCUGCUGUACAAGGGCUACAUGUUCCCAGAGGUGCGGAGAGAGGAUGCUGCUGUCCUGAAUCCCAGCGAUAACCUCCAAUCGGCUGAAGAGAUGGAGGAGGAAGACCGAGCGGCGCAAUCAGCCAAGCUACAAGAACUGAUUCGGCGAGGACGGCCGCAAGAUCUACAAGAGGCCAAUAGACUCAUGAAGGUCAUGGCUGGCUAUGACACGAGGCACAAGACCGACUAUCGGGCAAAGGCCGCGGAGGAGGUUGCAAAGGUCCAGCAGAAAGCAAGGAUAUUAGAGGAGAUGCUUCAAAGCCAUCAACCGGGCGAGAAGUUUGGCGAUGGUGAUGUUUUCGAGGAGUUGGUCGGUGCGCUCCAGAGCGCUCAUCCCAAGAUACAGAGGAUGUGCGAGGAAGAGUCUGACGAUGCCGAGGCGGUCGCUAAGCUCUUCGAAAUCAACGACAGCAUCCAUCGGACGAUUGAGAGGUACAAGUUGAUGAAAGCUGGAGACAUCGAAGCAGCCAACAGGAUCGAAAAGGGAACCCUGGGCACCACGACCGGGGUCAGCAAAAACGCAGCAAACGAAUUGUCGUUGAUCGACUUCGAGCCAGAACCUCCAGCAGCGCAAACGAUACCAAGUCAAUCGAACGGCUCCCUCCUCGAUGCUGGUCCUGCUUCAUCCACUGCACAGCCCAAACCAACGACGGUCGAAGAUGACUUGCUAGGUCUGUCGCUGGACGACCCUGGAGCCGGCACACUGGGCGCGAUCUCUCUAGGACCAAGCACGAAUUUUUCAGCUCCUUCAGGGUCGAUUUUCUCGACCACCUCUAAUAUUGCCCCAACCCAGCCGGCUUCCACGCAAACUGCACCUCAGACUUCACCGAAAUCCAAUUACGACGCUUUUGCAUCACUCGUCAGCCCCAUCCCUUCUUCCAAACCUGCGACUCCAGCUCCCAUGGCACAGCCGCCACGACCUGCAAGUCAAGCAUUGGCCGAUCCGUUUGCGGCGCUGGUGUCAUCCAACUCGCGGCCUUCAACGCCGUCAAGACAAGUCAACACCCCACAACCAUCCACACAGCCAACUUCGGGCAUGAAUCGAAGUCCCGCUGCACCAGCCGAAGACGAAUGGACUUUCGAGUCGUCGCUGCCUGAACCACAAACGGUUCAAGUGCUUUCCUCACCUCUCGGGAUCGAUUUUGAAGCGCGACGGACACCAGGGCAGAGUGCGAUCCAGAUAACGGCGCGUUUCUCCAACACGACGCCGCAAAAAAUCACCGGGUUACAUUUCCAAGUUGCCGUGGAGAAGAGCUACUCACUCCACCUAAAGCCACAAACCGGGCGCGAACUCGCUCCCAAGACGCACCACGCUGUCCAGCAGGAGAUUCUGCUCAACGGGGUGCCAGAAGGGAAAGGCAACCAGGUCAAGAUGCGUUUCAAAGUAUCUUACGAACUGAACGGACAAGGACAAGAGCAACAGGGUAAUGUUCCGCCGCUAGGGGUUAGUUAA
This is a messenger RNA of Fonsecaea nubica, 1953 nucleotides long. RefSeq lists its product as hypothetical. Lineage: Eukaryota; Fungi; Ascomycota; Eurotiomycetes; Chaetothyriales; Herpotrichiellaceae. Gene Ontology annotation, biological process: protein transport to vacuole involved in ubiquitin-dependent protein catabolic process via the multivesicular body sorting pathway; Golgi to vacuole transport; Golgi to endosome transport. The transcript has 3 exons. The record is from RefSeq and is a predicted model, not a curated record. Bases 1 to 1953 code for a protein of 650 amino acids. Gene Ontology annotation, molecular function: ubiquitin binding; phosphatidylinositol binding. Gene Ontology annotation, cellular component: trans-Golgi network.